UUGAAGAAACACUAAAAAAAGAAAAUAGAGGUAAGUAAGAGUCAAAGGGUCGCUGUGGCAAGUGGUGCGGUAACGGGUGAGGUUUGGGUACUGCUUUGAGCACCAGAAACCUCAGGUUUGGACACCCCAAUCUUUCCCCUUUCCUCUCUCCAAACUCAAGUCCGGAUAUCCGUUAAUCUCCCUCCUAUCUCCGAACCAAUUUCCCGAACCACCGCAAUUUAAAAAAGAAAGAAAGAAAUGAGCGCUAGGGUUCCGGUGCAGCAACACUACAAUCUCAACUCUCCCACUUCCUUCAUCGAGAGUCCUCUCCACGUCCUCAACGCUGUCGACGCCAGAACCACCGCCCCCUCCAUCGACGACGACCACCAUGCCGCCGUCGAUUGCAUGAAUGAAUCGCACAGGAACUGUUUGCCACUUCACAGUGUAGAAGUCGACGAGGAUCGUUCCAGUCUCGAAACCAACGAAUCUUCUAGAGGACAUUAUGAUCUCUUAAUCGUUGACGAUGUUUCGCCAAUUGAAUCGGCUAGGGCGAGGUUUCUGCAAAUUGUGAUGGAUCAUUUUAUAGAUGAUCGUGUUAUUGAAGUGGUUGAUUCUGAUGCUGAUUACGGCGACCAAGAUAAAAUGAAUAAGAGAAGGACCAGAGAGAUUCAGUAUGAAGGAGACCCGAGUUUUGCUUUGCCAUUGAUGUAUGUAGCUAAUAUGUAUGAGACUUUAGUUAAUGAAGUUAAUAUUAGGCUUGCUUCUUUGAAUGGUAUUCGCGAUAAGUCCAUUGGCGUUGCUCUUGAAGCUGCUGGUGGUUUGUAUAGAAGACUUGCUAAGAAAUUUCCUAAAAAAGGACCAUGUACAUAUAAGAGAAGAGAAUUGGCAACUUCAAUGGAAACAAGGACUAGGUUUCCAGAGUUAGUUAUACAAGAAGAGAAGCGCGUUCGCUUUGUGGUGGUUAAUGGAUUAAGAAUUGUUGAAAAACCGAAUUCUGUGUCUAUUGAUGACGCCGAGUGGUUUAAAAGAUUGACCGGUCGGAAUGAAGUAGCAAUUUCAGCUUGUGAUUACAAAUUUUACUCCCCAAGACACAAGUUUAGGCGUGGAAUUUCACUUCCAAAUAUCCCAGAUAUCACUAGUUUUCCUGGAGCAGAAAAUUCUACAACGUUGACUACUACUCAAGGAUUUCGCUCACCACAAAAUCAGCAGCAAACCCCAUCCAAACAUCACUUGCAAUCACUGCCACAUCAACCUCAGUUUCACCCUAUUCUCCAGGGCAAUCAAAAUUUGCACCAAAGUCAGCAUGCUGGGCCCUACUCUCAUAACCAUCAAAGUGGUUCCCCUUCACACCUAUCUGAAAUUUCUCAUUCUCACCAGCCAUCAAUAUCUCAACACAUGAGUUGCUUACAAUCACUCACUGGUGGCCAUGUUGGAGGACGCAUGCACAUGCUGCCACCAGCUCCUGCGAAGUUUUGCGAUGAAUGUGGUGCUCCAUAUUUGAGGGAAACAUCCAAGUUUUGCUCUGAAUGUGGUUCAAAGAGGUUAGGAGUAUGAUAGAUUUGCGAUUGUCAUUUCAUUAUUCUUUUGAUUUCAGGUGUAUUCACAGUUUUUAGGAUAUGACUAGUUUUACAUAGUAUUCUUGUGUUUUUAGGAUAUGACUAGUUUUACGUAGUAUUCUUCUUACGUUUGUAGAAAUGUAUUUAGCCUAAUAAAUAGAAAAGGAGUGCAGUUUUCACUUGAAAUGUAGCCUGUGUAAAUAUUUGUAGAUAAUCCAUUGGAUUUGCACUUGUGCCAGCUUUGUGAAUACAGAAAUUCAAGAUGAAAGCCUUAAAAUACAAGUUUAAGUUUU
Molecule: messenger RNA, 1828 nt
Organism: Cicer arietinum (chickpea)
Lineage: Eukaryota; Viridiplantae; Streptophyta; Magnoliopsida; Fabales; Fabaceae
Source: RefSeq, a predicted model, not a curated record